ACCAUGGGAGUCGGUCUCUUCAGGUGGAUGAAAAACCUGCAAGGCGCCGUCACAGACCAUGACAGUAGAGUCGGGACGCCUUCCCAGUUUAUUCUUGUCGACUACGAAGAGACGUGUCUGGACGCACAAAACGAAAGAGCCUCCAAAUAUAUGGAUCCCGAACAUAUUUUCAUCGCUGGCGAUCAAAGCCUUAAAGUCCGGUACAUCUACGAAAGAAAUUCUUCAUUGACGGCGAAGGUGCAAUUCGUGAUCGAGAAGAUAAAAGCUUUUUCAAGCCCGGUCACACUCGGCUUCGCUCUUUUCGACAUGGAAUUCGAGUGCUACGUCGACAACUGCUGCGGUACCCGAAAAUACGGCAGGGUCAAAGACUUCAGGAAAUGCACCGAAAAGCAAGGGCUGUCGCCUUGUUAGCAGUCAAGGAAAGAAAUAAAGAGAAAUAAUCUUCCACGUAAAUAGGUGUCGC
Molecule: messenger RNA, 463 nt
Organism: Ornithodoros turicata
Lineage: Eukaryota; Metazoa; Arthropoda; Arachnida; Ixodida; Argasidae
Exons: 3
Coding region: 4-411 (135 amino acids)
Source: RefSeq, a predicted model, not a curated record